Ictalurus punctatus (channel catfish) is the source of this 8048-nucleotide messenger RNA. RefSeq names its product leucine-rich repeat transmembrane neuronal protein 4. The transcript is spliced from 3 exons. Bases 756 to 2660 code for a protein of 634 amino acids. The record is from RefSeq and is a predicted model, not a curated record. Gene Ontology annotation, molecular function: protein binding. NCBI's taxonomy places the organism in Eukaryota, Metazoa, Chordata, Actinopteri, Siluriformes, Ictaluridae.
UCAGAUUCUGUCUGACAAAGUUACCGGAGCCGCAUCUGCAUUUCUGCCCGUUCACCGCGCGCGGGAGAAGAGGAGAAACAGUCUCGCGGAGGAGGAAAUCCUUUCCUUUAAACACCCCAAAGUCGGUGUUUUUUUGUUUGUUUGUUUCCGACGGGAUCAAACGCCCUUGAGACAUUGUAGGUGGGGGAUUUCUUUUUUUUUAAAAAAAAAAAAAAAAGGAGAAGAAAAAAAAGAAUGAUAAUAUUAAAUAAAUAAUUAAAUAAAUAAAUCGACGGUGUCGCUCGUGCUGCCGGUGGAGCCGUUGUUUUGCGUCGCUUGCGCAAUGUGCCACGACGCUCGCGCGCGGAUUGAUGCCGGAACGUUUUGGAAUUUAGCUUAAAGUUUUUUUUUGUUGUUGUUGUUCGCGUGAGGGAGAGAAAAUCAGACUGAUAACUUGGUGAAGUCUUUGCGUCUUCGGAUAAAUGGAGUGUCUUUUUUCUUCUUGUUCUUCUUGCUCUCUUGCCUUUCUUCGCGCGGACCUUGACGGAGACUCGGUGUGUUUAAUGUGACGUUUUGUCGGAGCCGUUCUACGACAUGCUGCAUGGUCACGACGGAGGAACCGACACACGCGGAUACCGGAUAUCUUCGACGCGCUCGUGCUGCGGCGGAGCUCUGAUUGCGUCGCGGGACCGGCGGAGGCUGCUGCGCGCGACGGCGCCGGUUUGCGGGCUCGGGAAGACGCGUGCCAUGCGGAUGAUUCGGGACGCAAGACGCAUAUGAAAAACCCUUACCGACUGUCCACACCGAUGAGCUCUGCCAUGCGACGGCGAUGGUUUGUGGUGCUGCUGGUGCAGGCAUGGCUCUCUGCGAGUUUUUCUAACGGUGAGCGGCCAUGCCCACGGAGCUGCCGCUGCGAUGGCAAGAUCGUUUACUGCGAGUCCAGUGCGUUCCGCGACGUGCCAAAAAACCUGUCUGGUGGCUGUCAGGGCUUGUCUCUGCGCUACAACAGCUUGGCAAGCUUGCGUGCUGGCCAGUUUGUUGGCCUCAACCAGCUCAUUUGGCUCUAUCUUGACCACAACUACAUUGCAACCGUGGACGCUCGUGCCUUUCAAGGAAUAAGGAGGCUCAAAGAGCUAAUCCUGAGCUCCAAUAAAAUCACGCUCUUGCAUAAUACCACAUUCCACCUGGUACCAAAUCUGAGGAACCUUGACCUAUCCUACAACAAACUGCAGGCUCUGCAGCCAGGUCAGUUCCAAGGACUGCGCAAACUCAUCAGUUUGCACAUGCGCUCCAACUCUUUGAAGAAUCUACCAUCUCGCCUGUUUCAGGAUUGCCGCAAUCUUGAAUUCCUCGACCUCGGCUAUAACCGUCUGCGCAGCAUCACACGUAACGCGAUGUCGGGGCUUGUGAAGCUGACGGAACUCCAUCUCGAGCAUAAUCAGUUCUCCAAAAUAAACUUUUCCAACUUCCCCCGGCUUUAUAACCUCCGCGCUCUUUACCUGCAGUGGAAUCGCAUCCGGACCAUGAGCGAGGGACUUACGUGGACCUGGAGUUCUCUACAGAAGUUGGACCUUUCAGGGAAUGACCUACAGGAGCUGGAGCCAGAGGUCUACAAAUGCAUGCCGAACUUGCAGACACUCAAUGUGGAUUCCAACAAGCUGGUUAACGUCUCUCAGGAAGUUGUGUCGGCUUGGAUUUCCCUGAGCAUGAUCAGCCUAGCUGGAAACAUGUGGGACUGUGGACCUGUCGUCUGCCCCCUAGUAGCUUGGCUGAAAAACUUUCAAGGGAACAAGGAGACUCCCAUGAUUUGCGCCUCACCCAAAGAGGUUCAAGGUGAGAAAGUCUUGGAUGCGGUGGACGCAAGUGGUGUGUGCAAGGUCAGUCAUGUUACUCCCUCAUUUGCUAGUUCUACAACUACCCUUUCUGGUGCCCCUGCUCUGAAUGCAGCCCUUCCCUUUUCUCCCACACUUCAUUCCGGAGGUAGCAGAAGGGGCCAGGGCACCUCCUUGCACCAUCCCACCCCUUCAAGACCACCACAAUCUGAUGUCUCUCAACCCGAACAAGAUUUUGAGCCAGUGUCUUUCCACAAGAUAGUGGCAGGGAGCGUUGCACUGUUUUUAUCCGUCGCAAUGAUUCUGCUUGUGAUUUACGUGUCUUGGAAGCGCUAUCCGAGCAGUGUCAAGCAGCUGCAGGAAAACACUUCAGCUGCCCGCAAACGUCGAAAAAAGUCUAGGGAGACUGAACGUACGCUCAGCACCCCCUUGCAGGAGUACUAUGUGGACUACAAACCUUCAAGCUCCGAGGCCACAGAUGUUCUGGUCAAUGGAACAGGGCCAUGCACAUACUCCAUAUCCGGUUCCAGAGAAUGUGAGGUUCCUCACCAGAUGAGCGCUCUGACCUUCUAUCGCUACGAACAGCCCGUUCUGGACUACUGCCAAGCCCAUCAGCCGAUGCGCCUCAACGUGAACUAUGAUUGCCCGCCUCAGGGUCUUGAUGAUCUGCCACCACGUGACAGGGGCACCAUUCAGACCGUGGCUCUGCCAGCUGUUCCACCCUCCAGCUCACCUCCUACCCUGAGAACACCCAUACAAGGCCCUGGUGUUUCUUACCCAAGCACGGAGCGCUCCAUAAAGUACCCGUCCAUCGAGCGGCCUACUAGCACCCUCACCUUUGGACGCUAGCACUCACGGGAUGCUAAAGCGAAUUCUAUAGGAUGGUAACGACUCUUUGGGUAGUUAGAGCCUUUGGAAAAGCUAACAUUUUCAGAAGGGAUUUCACUCCACAUACGGAUCUAACUUUACGUGGAUGGAUUCUUCUUCUUGCGAACUUUUUUUUUUUUUUCCUGAAAAAAAGAAGAGAGAAGGAUCUAUAAAAGACCCAACCAAGGACUCGCAACUCAGAUGUUCAAUACACGCUCCAUGACAGUGAGCUCUAUGUACAGGGAGAUGGGAUUUCAUUUGUGUGUUUUUUUUUUUGUUGUUUUUGUUUUUUUUGUCCUUUUUUUUAAAUUCUUUUUUUCAACACAAACGCUGCUCUUCUGAGUCUCGUUCGAUGGAAAAUUGAAACUCAAUACAGCACGCGUGGCGCGUUAAAUGGCACUUUAGUUGCUGUUCUAUGUCCUUUUCGUGCCAAACACGACGGGACGUUGCCUUUGAAAAGCUGAUAAUGGUGAUUCACUCACGCUGUGUCGAGAAUGAAACAGAACGUGCAAUAAACAAGUUUCGUAGUGGGAGGAAGAAGGGGGGAACAGGUGCGGAGACAAAAUAUGGCCUACAUGUAAGAGAAGGAAUGAAACAAGUUAAAGUUUAACAGCCCUCAAAGACAUCUCGCUGUUAUUUUCAGCUACAUUUCCAGACAGCGGUUAUACACGGUGUCAGUGAUUGAUCUUUGAAAGAGAUCAGGAUGUCCCGUUUGGACGUAAUCCUUUCAGAGAACAAGACGCUCUGCAGUAUCUGUUGAUACUAUCAGAAAGUUCCCAGUGCAGAUUUCAGUGCAGACCUCCUGAGAUGUGCACAUGUACCAAAGAUUAAGCGUUCUCUGAGAUGUACAGUACACACCGCAUCAGAUCCUCUUGUGGUACCAAACCACCAAAUCUGUAAGCUCGGACAAAGAUGAAAGGCCUGAAAUUGGUGUAAUGGAUUUACCCUCGGUUAUAGCUCAGAUGUCAAUCGUUGACGUGAACACAUUAACACAGAGAGAAAUGUGCAUUGCGUCUAGCUAGCUAGCUAGCUAGCUAGCUAGCUGUGUGUGUUUCUCCAGACUCUGUUAGCGGGUAGGAGUUAUACUCUGUCAAAACUGCCCCAGUUAUCUGCUGACCUUCAAUACAACAAGACAAAACAUAGGGUCAAAUAGGGUUAGGACAAAGGUGGCAAAUAGACUUGACAGUAGACUUGUGUGAUAUAGAUUUUCUUUUUCCUGCUCACGAUUGACCAUUUAAAAAAUAAUAAUAAUGACGGAGAACAAGAAUUCGACCAUUUUUAAGUAUAAGGAGUGUGCGGUCAGGAACUGCUUGUUGGCAGUGAAAACUCAGCUGAACGGUGGAUGGAUUUUUAAGUGAUUCUGCAGUAAUGUGCAGCAAACGGUAUAAAAAAUAUAUAUAAAUAAACAACAUAACAGUACAUCCGCUGCUUUAAACGUCAGCGUAUUUAAUCACUUUUUAAUUAUCAUUAUCGUUCAUAUUAUCUGUAAAGUGUUAGGUUUUGGUCCAAUUUUUAUAAUUAUUAUUUUUUUAUCAUAUUUGGGAAGUUUUUUGGCGGCAUACGUAAAGUAUAGCAAACCGAUGUAAGCUAAAUCAAACUCAUACAUGGAUCAUUUUUAUUAACUGACCCACAAAAUUCUCCAUUUACCUCGCAGUGUCCUGUGAGUCACGUCUGAAUAUGAACAUGUGAUGAUCUGGGAAGUGGGCGGGGCUUACAGGCAGGGUGAGUUGAUAUUAGAACGUUAAAAAAAAAAAAAAAAAACCUCCGUAACUGUCAACCGUUUCAGAUACAGAUACCGGUUGGUACGUUUGGCAUUUUUAUUGGGAAGUGUAGGAACCAAUAAAUCGUUAUCUCACACAAGUCUAUUUCUUUUAGCAGAGUGUAAAAAGGCAUGUCCGUCUGUCCAGCGUCCACUGAGAAAAGGAAAGAAAAAUGCCUGGUUUUGAAUUAAACCAAGGAUUACACAGUGUGAGGAUCCCAUUAGGGCCCAUUUGUUUCUAUAAAGGCCAAAUAAAUGGUUGCUUGCUGUGUGUUUGAGCAUCAAUGGCGGGGUUUGAGUGACAUUUUAAGACGUUUUAAUAGAUUUACAUGUUCAGUAUUUCAAUGCUUUGCUAUCAGAGUGUCUCCUGAGUGCUGAUUCACUGAAUGUUUGCCACUAGAUGCCAUGUUUCCAUCUACAGGAAGUCAAUUCCCCAUUGGCGCAACGUGGACCAGUGGUGAUUUGCAUUCAUUUUUACUUGUAAAUGGACUCCAGAUCUAAGGAACACUGGGAUUGUUGCCUGUAAACAUGGAUAUUUUUAUUUUUUUGUCACCCCGUGUGCCUGUGUGUUUGGACUCAACACAAUGAAUGUGGAUCUUGUACCUCACCAUGGGUGGAUUUUCUGGAUUUUAUUUAUUUUUUUGUUUUUGUUUUUUUUUUUGUUGUUGUUGUUUUUUUUUUAAAAAAAAAAAAAUCCUACUCUCCUGCACCACACCAACUUCAUUCUCGAAUGUCAAGGUCAGAGGUCAAUUCAAAGCCUGUCAGACUUUUAUUUGACCUUGACAUGCAAACUAAUUGGGAAGACGAUGCUCCAGCCUCGCUGCGAGAGACAUGGCACCCUCGAGGCGAUCAGUGACUCUGCACAAUGUUUGCAGACGCUAAUUAAUUAACACACAGGACGUGUUUAUCUUGUACAUAGAGAGGAAAAAGUAUCACAUCGUUUGCUUCUUGAUACACACACACACACACACACACACACACACACACAGAUGGUGAACAGUAGGUUUUGCUCUGCAGAGACUGAUCUCAGAACAGCCGUGAGAGAAAUCUUCAGUAAUAUAUCCACAUUUUAAAGGUCGAUAUUUUUCUAUCUGCUCUCAUGACCUUUACAUCUCAUCGUGCUCAUUAGUUUUCAUAAUCCGUCCUUUUUGCUCGUCGAACGCGUGGAGCUUGACAGUGUAAAGAUUUUACGGAACACUCCGGGAAAAUAAGGUCUUGUCAUUUUAACAACGUUCCACAUGGUGUCCACGCUCCCUGGUUUCAUUCUGCCGUGGUAUUUUCCUCCGACUCUCCCGGUCAACGUCGGUUCAGUCUCCUCUGCUGUGUUUUGCAAUUUUGAAAAGUCCUGGCAAUACACACCAAAAUAAAAAAAAACAAAAACAACAAAAAAAACGAGAUAAAAAAAACAAAGAAAAAAUAUCUACAUGUACAAUAAGAGUAGCUUGUGUUGUGUUCCAAAGCUUCAUGUAUGAAUAAUGAGCUGUUGAUUUGAUAUUAUUGUUAAUGCUGUGGAAGUUUUACCCACAAUGCUCCAGUAUCGCCCACCAGGAAGAAAAAAAAGACACGUAAAAAUUGCCCUGAACAACCCCUGAGACAUCUCAGCAAUCACACACAGAGUGUGGUGCAUUCCAUUGGCCUGAUUAGUACUGUUCAACUGGAUGUGCAUUAUGGGAAAGCAAAAGAAUGGAAAAAAAAAAAAAAGCUGUGUGGCUGUGUUCCAAAAACAACAAGGUAGAACUUACAGUAUUGGCCUGAGACGUGCUGUUCAAUAGCUGCUUCUCAAAUGGCAUACUUAGUGUUGAGUUGAGUCCACACAGGGAAACCCAGAGGGAUGUAGUGCACUAUAAAUACCUGCUUAAGGUAUAAAUGCAGUUAUUAUAUGCCGUGUAGUCGAAGGGGCGGAGCCAUCAGAGUUCGGUGUCGGAAUACAACUACACCAGGGAUAUUCACCUAAAUAUGACUGAAUGACAACAGUUACCUUUAAUGCUCAGCCAUUAAUGAUUAAUACACGGCUAAAAAAAAUAGUACAAGUUGUUGUUUUGUUUUGAACUGGAGCUUCACGUUCUCACCACUUUCGACCGAUGAGAUGAAACGUUUUUUUGAACUUGACGUGACGAAUACGUGAAUACUCUUCUGUCAGAAUCACAAUUCUCUUCUGAUUCGGUAAUCAGUCCAGAGAGGGUAAAUGAAAUAAAAACUAAAUUAAACUCUGUGAAAAACGCUUUCCUUGCUCAAUGAGCUACGUUCAGCUGAACAGUUAGCAGAGGAUCUGCUACAGAAGCCUCAGUGGUUCCUGCUUUAAAGAGUCGCCGAACUACGCCUGAUUAUUUUAUUUCAUUUAUCCAUUUAUUUAUUUAUUUAUUUUUGCUUGAAUACGUUUAGAGAACCGAUCCAGUCCAUGCUCUGCCUGUUUAUGGCCACUUUUUUUUUUUCAGGUAUCGUGCCUGCAUAUUCAGGUAUGUAGUACAUAGUGCAAUGUACGCCAUUUGAGACACAGCUAAUGACUAGGGAUCAGGAUUAUCGAUUUUGUUGGAUUUUAUUACAUUUUGUUCUUCAGCAUACUUAAAGUAAGGAGGAUAGGAGGACGCAACGUCCGCGGGGGUCGCGCAACGACGAAACCACAUUCGCAAGGUUACAAGGACACAGGAUAUCCAUUUGCGUCUUCAUAAUGUCUGUGGAAGAUACUCAAACGCCGUCUCCGCUUGACGUAUGCUGAGGCCCUUUGUCUUUAUUAUCUUUUCAAAAUGAGGCUCUUAUGGAGACAUUAUAUGGAGACAUCUCCACACUCUUUCAGAGAUCCAGUCAAGCAUGAAUCGUAUGACUGGCCACAUCACAUUAACUGUGUGUGUGUGUGUGAGUGUGUGUGUGUGAUUUGUUCUGCACCAGGGAAAAGAUGCUUUUCAACCCAUUUGUCCUUUGAUCAACUCAUUAGUGAACCAACGAUUGAACCUAUGAGCUGAUAGAACGUGUCAUGAUGGGUAUUGUUUUUCAAUCGAGGACAAAGAGGAUAUGUAGGAUAGCUUCUUGUUUAAAUAGACGACGUGUCCAUUUAACCGAGAAUGCACAAACUGGACAGGGACAACCCUUGUAUCUCUGAACUCCGUCCAUCAAAGCAUUGACUAUGAGGUUAAAGUGCAUAAGGUCAGAUUUAAUUUGAAGGUAUUUACAUCUACUAGAUGAGGAUAUUGCAUGAGGAGGUUCAAUUCCAAUCACUGUGCCAUCCUGAAAAUUUAUAAAACAUCUGCAUCUAAUAUUGGUCCAACACCACACACACACACACAUCUUUUUUUUUUUUAUGUCUUUCUUGCUCUUUUGUAAGGACACACCAAGAUUUCAGACACUAAAAAUAACUUAAAUUGACCAAAGUGACACUUUUGGUUUUUGACCAAAAGCACAAAACGUGUUUACAUUUUGACUAAAAAUGUUACCCUGCGUCAUCCGAGGACUUUUUCUUUAAAAGUUACCCUGCCUUAACGCUUCACAUCCUGGUUAAUGUGCGGCCCACAUAUCACUGGUUAAAAAAUUAUUAUAAUAAUAUAUUAUCAGUGCAGUUUUGUGGAAUAUUGUCCCUAUUUAAACGACAUAGUCUUUCAUUACCUGAUACAGUUUUA